AUGUCCAAGCACAUCCGCCUCGGCAUCCUCACCCCUUCGUCCAACACGAGCCUGGAACCCCUAACACAAUCCCUCAUCGCACCCCUCCAGACCGUAACAGUGCAUUUCUCGCGCUUCCCCGUGGUAAAAAUCAGCCUGGAGUCCGACGCACUCUCGCAAUUUCAAACCGAGCCGAUCCUCGCCGCCGCACGCCUUCUCGCUGAUGCAAACGUCGACAUCAUCGGCUGGAGCGGCACAUCCUCGGGCUGGCUGGGUUUUGAGGCCGAUGAGGCGCUCUGCGGCGCCAUCACGGAGGCUACGGGGAUUCCCGCAACGACCUCCGUGCUUGCGCUGAACAAGGCGUGUAAGAAGUUUGGGGUGGAGAGGUUGGGGCUGGUUACGCCGUAUGUGGAUGAUGUGCAGGACGCCAUAGUGAAAACGUACGGGAGUCUUGGGAUUGAAGUUAGUGAGGAAAGGCAUUUGGGCUUGUCGAAGAAUACGGCAUUUGCGGAGAUUGGGGAGGAGGUGCUGGAUGGGAUGGUUGCUGAGGUUGUUCGCGGGAGGACUUCGGAGGCUAAGGGUGUGCAAGCGAUUACUACGUUCUGUACGAAUCUACGAGCGGCGCAGCGGGUGAGCUUUUGGGAAAAGGAGCAUGGUGUGCCGGUUUUUGAUACGGUGGCGACGGUGGUGUGGGAUAUGCUGAGGCACUGUGAGGUGAAUACGGCGCCGUUGAGAGACUGGGGGGUUCUUUUCAGAAAAGCAUAG
Messenger RNA from Aspergillus calidoustus, 744 nucleotides. The record is from the annotation of a GenBank genome assembly. Lineage: Eukaryota; Fungi; Ascomycota; Eurotiomycetes; Eurotiales; Aspergillaceae.